CCGGAAAUACUGUUAGGUGGAGCUUGUGACAGCUCUUCCUUAUCAUCAUGGCUAGCUGCUGCUCUCUGAAAAUAUUAACAAUUUUAACCUUUGUUUUGUUCCAUGCAUUUGUGGAAAGUAAUAACUUUGAGGCCAAAGCCGGCCAAUUCAUCAGCAGUGGUCAUACUAACAACUGGGCAGUACUGGUUUGCACAUCCAGAUUCUGGUUCAACUACCGUCAUGUUGCCAACACACUAUCCGUGUAUAGAAGUGUCAAGCGACUAGGCAUCCCAGACAGUCACAUUGUUCUGAUGCUGGCAGACGACAUGGCCUGUAACCAUAGAAACCCUAAGCCAGCCACUGUGUUCAGCCACAAGAACAUGGAGCUGAAUGUGUACGGGGAUGAUGUGGAGGUGGAUUACCGUGGUUACGAGGUCACUGUGGAAAACUUUCUCCGUGUUCUCACGGGCAGACUGCCUCCCAGCACCCCCAGGUCCAAAAGACUACUGUCAGAUGACCACAGCAACAUCCUCAUUUACCUAACCGGUCAUGGAGGGAACGGCUUCUUGAAGUUCCAGGACUCUGAGGAGAUCAGUAACGUGGAGCUAGCUGACGCCUUCGAGCAAAUGUGGCAGAAGAGAAGGUACAGCGAGCUGCUGUUCAUCAUCGACACCUGCCAGGGGGCGUCCAUGUACGAGAGGUUCUACUCCCCCAACCUGAUGGCCCUGGCCAGCAGCCAGGUGGGAGAGGACUCCCUGUCUCACCAGCCGGACUUGGCCAUAGGGGUUCACCUGAUGGACCGCUACACUUUCUACCUGCUGGAGUUCCUGGAGGACAUUCACCCUGCCAGCACCACCAACAUGAAUGACCUGUUCAAGGUGUGUCCAAAAAGCCAGUGUGUGUCCACCCCGGGCCACCGUACCGACCUGUUCCUGCGUGACCCGGGGAGCGUCCUCAUCACAGACUUCUUCGGCAGCGUUCGCAAAGUGGAGAUCACCAUGGAGACGAUCCACCUCCCCUCUCCCAUAGAGAAGGUGACGGAAGAGAAGAAGUACGCCGAGCCGCAGACGGAGAUCCACGCCUACGUGGACCAGCUCCCCGUGGCCGAGAUCAUCCACCAGAAGCCCAGGCUCAGAGACUGGCACCCUCCAGAUGGCUUCAUCCUGGGCCUGUGGACCCUCAUCCUGCUGGUGUUCUUCAAGACCUACGGCAUCAAGCACCUCAAGCACAUCUUCUGAGGCCUGGGGAGGUCCAGUCCCUGGAGUUCUUGCACCGUGUUUUGUUGCUCCAGGACGCCAUUUUCUUUACAGCAGCCAUAGGGAGGGGUGAUGGUUCUGCCCGGUGGAGUCAGGGGAUGUUGGAGCCCUUUAGAAGGUUAUCUGUAGACUGCCUUUUCAAAAGCUCAUUUCCCUUUGUUAAUCCCCCGUAACACUUUUAAACUGAACUGAAAUAUGUAAUAAAAAUUUUAAAAAGACAACAUACCUGAAGGAUGUAAGCAUGCAAGCACAGUGAUCCUUCCUAGUAUGGCAGCCCAAGUUGGGUGCGGUGAGCCACCAGGGUGCACGGUUUAUGAUGUUUUCUUUGUGUUUAAUGUUCUGUUUUGUACAAACCGCCUAUUCAAUAAUUGCGAUGAUUUGUCUGAAACGCACUGUAUCGAGUCUGCAGAUAAGAAUGUCAUUUCUCGGAGAGCACGCCGCUCCGCAUAUUUAAAGCACCGGGGCCUUUUGACUAAAGUGGCUCUCAGCAUCAUGGUCUCCGUGAAAAGAAUAUGUAGGGGGAGGGGGGGAUAAGGGUCUCAAUGGUUUCCAUGGGGGUUGUUGUGUUGGCUGCUUGUUGCUUUGGUCCGCUUGUGUACACUACAGUGCGGGGUGCCCACUACAGAACGUUCCGGGUGGUGUGCUGGAUAUCCAUUGGAGAUGAUGCCAUCUCACAUGAUGGAACCAUCUACAUUUUCCAUUCACCAUAUUGCCCUCUCCCAGGAAUCGUCCAUUAACUGGCUGGCUGUGGACUUGGCCGAUGGGACUCUUACGCUGGACAUCCAUCCACUGUGGAAAGGAGGCUGCACAUGGGACGACUGCUUUUUCUCCGGCCCGCGUUAUCAACGCUUUUGUUUCUCCCGACUCCUUUGUUGUUCGGAGCUCAUGCUUUGGGGGGGGGAUUUAACUUUUAAUAAAAAAUACUUCCUGAUGUCUUGA
Hypomesus transpacificus is the source of this 2174-nucleotide messenger RNA. It is a transcript of the gene pigk, whose product is annotated as phosphatidylinositol glycan anchor biosynthesis, class K. The transcript has 11 exons. Gene Ontology annotation, cellular component: GPI-anchor transamidase complex. Lineage: Eukaryota; Metazoa; Chordata; Actinopteri; Osmeriformes; Osmeridae. The record is from RefSeq and is a predicted model, not a curated record. Gene Ontology annotation, biological process: proteolysis; protein localization to cell surface; attachment of GPI anchor to protein. Bases 48 to 1217 code for a protein of 389 amino acids. Gene Ontology annotation, molecular function: GPI-anchor transamidase activity.